Polyodon spathula (Mississippi paddlefish) is the source of this 3158-nucleotide messenger RNA. Its product is annotated as segment polarity protein dishevelled homolog DVL-2-like. Gene Ontology annotation, biological process: intracellular signal transduction; canonical Wnt signaling pathway. Bases 104 to 1501 code for a protein of 465 amino acids. Gene Ontology annotation, cellular component: cytosol. The transcript is spliced from 9 exons. The record is from RefSeq and is a predicted model, not a curated record. Gene Ontology annotation, molecular function: frizzled binding. Lineage: Eukaryota; Metazoa; Chordata; Actinopteri; Acipenseriformes; Polyodontidae.
CUGUUUGUUUCAUUGCUCUUCAGAGAAGUACAAUUUCCUGGGGAUCAGCAUUGUGGGGCAGAGUAACGAACGGGGCGAUGGCGGGAUCUACAUCGGCUCCAUCAUGAAGGGGGGGGCCGUGGCCGCAGACGGGCGGAUCGAACCCGGGGACAUGCUGCUGCAGGUGAACGACAUCAAUUUUGAGAACAUGAGCAAUGACGACGCGGUUCGAGUCUUGAGGGAAAUCGUACACAAACCCGGACCGAUCAUCCUGACAGUGGCCAAGUGCUGGGACCCAUCCCCCCAGGGCUACUUCACCCUGCCCAGGAACGAGCCGAUCCGCCCCAUCGACCCGGCUGCCUGGGUGUCUCAUUCAGUGGCCCUGACCGGAGCUUACCCCCCCUACCCUGGGAGCUCCUCUCUCAGCACCAUCACCUCCAGCAGCUCCGUGACCGAGACUGAACGCCUCUCUGAAUACAGACUAGGGUGUUCAGCUGUGACCAAAUGUUUUGACGACUUCAACCUCUCUCUCCACUCGGACAUGGCCUCCGUUGCCAAGGCGAUGGCCUCCCCGGAGUCUGGGUUGGAGGUUCGAGACAGGAUGUGGCUGAAGAUCACCAUUCCGAACGCUUUCCUGGGUUCUGACGUGGUAGAGUGGCUGUAUCACCACGUGGAUGGUUUCCAGGAUCGUCGGGAGUCGCGAAAGUACGCCAGCAACCUCCUGAAGGCUGGCUUCAUCCGUCACACCGUCAACAAGAUCACCUUCUCCGAGCAAUGCUACUACAUCUUUGGAGAUUCCAGCGACUGCGAGAACUAUAUCGCCAACCUGUCUCUGAAUGAUAACGAUGGCUCCAGCGGUGCGUCUGACCAGGACACGCUGGCUCCCCUCCCGCUCCCCGGAGCCACCCCCUGGCCCAUGAUGCACACCUUCCCCUACCAGUACCCGCACCCCUACUCCAGCCAGCCCCCUCCCUACCACGAGCUCGCCAGUUACAGCUACGGACCGGGCAGCACUGGGAGCCAGCACAGCGAAGGAAGUCGCAGCAGUGGCUCGACCCGCAGCGAGGGGGAGCGGAGACGCGGGGGGAAGGGUGGCGGGCGGGACGAGAAGUCGGGAGGCGGGGCCGGGGCGGACUCUCGCUCCGGCAGCGGGAGCGAAUCUGAAUACUCGACCCGGAGCAGCCUGCGGAGAGACCACGCCUCUGUGGCGGGGAGCGAACACUCCCACCACUCCCACCACACUCAGCGUUCCCAGCACUCCCAGCACUCCCAGCGCUCCCACCUCUCCUACGGGCCUCCAGGGAUCCCCCUGUCCUACAACCCCAUGAUGGUCAUGAUGCUGCCACAGCCUCACCCCCCUCCGCACCCCCACCCCGGCAUGCUGCCCCCAGCUUCAGGAGGUCCUCCAGGGGCCCCUCCUGUCCGGGACCUGGCCUCUGUCCCUCCAGAGCUCACAGCCAGCCGGCAGUCCUUCCACCUCGCCAUGGGAAACCCCAGCGAGUUCUUCGUGGAUGUCAUGUGAGCACAGCUGUCGCCAUGGCUACCGAGUUGAACUUUUUCUUGUUAAGAGUACGAAAAAAUAUACCUUUUUAAUUGGCGUUAGUUAUUUUGACGUAGUCUCAUCUGUCAUUAUUGAACGUUGAAAAUUCAAUGACAAACCGCUAGAAGGGGUCGAGACUCCAGUUUUGUUGUUGAAUUGAUGAAGUUUUGAGUGUUUCUAGUUGCAGACUGUAAUGCACAAGGGUUUCAGGCCAAUGCUAAAAUGUUUUGUAAUUCUAGGUACUGCCAAACUAAAUUUUGCCCGCGAUGCCAGAUAGAUUUAAAUGUUUUUGUGUCAAAUAGAACGUAAAAAAAAAUAAAAAAUAUUGAAAUAAAAUUAAAUUCCAGUUGCACUGAAUUUCUUAGUUUGCUUUUCUCUAACUUGUAAAAUAAUGAAUCAGAAAUUUUGCAUUUAAAUGAAGUUCUAAACUAUAGCUGUUAAGUUAUAAAACAGCCAUCCACUUUUUGAUCGGUGUGUCAAGAUGCUUUGACAUUUCAGUAGCUGAAGCUGUCUGUCACGGACAUAAAUAACACGGGCUAGAUAAGUCGGUCUUUAUAGAAGGACCGGCGCCCUCUAGUGGUGUGCCGCUUUUGAUCAACUUUCUUUCGUUUUGCUGGCUAAAACUCGACCUGUUUUAAUUGUUUAAUUAUUUUCAGCUCUUAAACAGUUGCUGUUUAAGAGCUGAGAACAAUUAAAAAAAAAAAAAGUAAUUAAGCACAUGAUCAGUUCAAUUAGGGGUCUAGUUUGGUAAUUCAGAGCUCGGUUGGAAUGAAAACCAGCGGACACGGGCUCCCCCAGGACCAGGGUUGGGGAAACACUAGUGCACAGCUAAUUUUUAGCCAGCAAAACAAAAGAAAGUUAAUCCAAAGUGGCAGACCACUAGAGGGCGCCGGCCCUUCUAUAAAGACUGACUCAUCUAGCCUGUGUUAUUUAUGUCCGUGACAGACAGAGCUGAAGAGCAGCUCCUGAUCUCAAAGCACCUUUUACACACAAAAAAUGUAACGAGAACCACACAGGUUACUGAAGCAUACAGUGUAACAAAAAAAACAUUCCCGUCCUGCAGCAAACGCUGUCAUUUGAGAAAGCGUUGGUUCCUGUUAAUUUCAGUUGUGUAAAAUUUCUACAUUGUCAAAGGAGCCUCAGUUUUAAUUAUAACCACCAGUGUGAUAAAUUAUUGUCACUUAAAAACGUCACCAAAAAGAACAAAACGAUGUUUUGAAAUAUGUUAGCUGUGUGGUUCCAAUGCAAAAGACAGUAGCCGAAUCGUAUCGUACCACCAUGAAAUGAGGGCUGCAGCUGCAUAUUGAGGCAUAUUCACAGUAAAAUAAACUUUUGUGAAAUUUCCAUGUAAAAUAUCUCUGUGGAAUUGUAACACACAUGUUGCAUUGAGGUCGUCUAAGUGUGUGUGUGUUUUUUUUCUUGGUAGGGCCAACAUCUACGAGGUACGCUGCUGCCUGACGUGGGGGGGGGGGGGGGGGAUUUAAUGUAGAAUUAAUAAUUUUGAAGCCAAGACUGGCACUUAUCCCUACGAUCUGUCGGUUUUAACCAAACGUUAAGGGUGCUAAUGAAGAUUUUCUGACAUUGUUGUGUGUUGUGUUUUUUUUUUUUUUUUUUUAAAUAAAUUUGUACUGGGCCCAAA